UGUCUGCUAUCCUUUUCCACUUUGCACUGUUCAGCAAUCGGUCACCAACGUCUCAGUAACAUUAGCCGUCUAUAACAGUACGCGGUACAACAUAACCAUGACGAAAAAUCGAGUUUUUGUCAUUGGAGUCGGGAUGACGAAGUUUGAGAAACCAGGUCGCCGUGAGGACUUUGAUUACCCAGAUAUGGCUAAAGAGUCCGGAACCAAAGCUCUGAAGGAUGCUGGGAUAUCAUUUAAAGACGUUGAACAUGUAUCAGUUGGUUAUUGCUAUGGCGACACAACAUGUGGACAAAGAGCAGUGUAUCAACUUGGAAUGACUGGAAUUCCUAUUUACAAUGUGAAUAACGCAUGCUCCACUGGUUCUACAGCACUGCUGAUGGGAAAACAGCUGAUUGAAGGAGGCCUUGCAAACUGUGUCAUGGCUCUGGGAUUUGAAAAAAUGCAGUCAGGACCCCUCUCAUCAUCGAACAUGGAUCGCACAAGUCCGAUGGAUAAACAUUUACAACUGAUGGCAGAUACUAGAGGUAUCACUGGAUCACCUUUAAUGCCACAAAUGUUUGGAAAUGCUGGCAGAGAACAUAUGGAAAGAUAUGGAACAAAACCAGAGCACUUUGCUAAGAUUGCUUGGAAAAAUCACAAACACUCUGUCAACAAUCCAUAUUCUCAAUUUCAAGAUGAAUACAGCUUAGAAGAUGUACUGAAGUCACGUAUGAUGCAUGAACCAUUGACAAAGUUACAAUGUNNNCCCACCUCUGAUGGCAGUGCUGCAGCCAUUCUUGCCAGUGAAGAUUAUGUCAGAAAACAUGGUCUGGAAAAACAAGCAGUGGAAAUUGUGGGAAUGGAAAUGGCAACUGAUUUACCUAGUACAUUUGAAGAUAAAAAUUCCAUGAAAUUGAUUGGUUAUGAUAUGACCAAAAGAGCGGCUGAUAAUCUUUAUAAAAAAACAGGAUUGCGACCUGAUGACUUCCAAGUUGUUGAAUUGCAUGACUGUUUCUCUGCAAACGAGUUAGUCACGUAUGAAGCACUGGGUCUUUGUGGAGAAGGUAAAGCUGGUGAGUUCAUUGACCGAGGUGAUAACACAUAUGGUGGCAAGUUUGUUGUCAACCCUAGCGGUGGAUUAAUAUCCAAAGGGCAUCCAUUGGGUGCUACAGGCUUAGCACAGUGUUCCGAACUGUGUUGGCAGCUGAGAAACCAAGCAGACAAACGUCAGGUAUCCGGUGUAAAGGCAGCAUUACAGCAUAAUAUUGGACUUGGAGGUGCAGUGGUUGUCACCGCUUACAAACUAGGUUUCCCAGAGCAUCAAAGUGUACGCCCAGUCAUGACAGGAGGUGGAGAAUUUAAGUCUGCUCCAAUCUUCAAGGAGAUUGAGAAACGACUCAGUGAUGAAGGAGCAACCAUUGUUAAAAAAAUGAAAGCUGUCAUUGCUUUCAAGGUAACCAAUGGUCCAGGUGGGCAAACUAGGACUUACCUUGUGGAUGCAAAGAAUGGCAGUGGGUCAGUUUCAGUGGAUUCUAACAAAAAAGCUGAUGUAACAAUGACAUUGAAAGAUGAAGAUCUUGCCAACUUGAUGACAGGAAAACUAAAUCCACAGCAGGCAUUCUUCCAAGGGAAGUUGAAGAUCACUGGUAACAUGGCAUUGGCGAUGAAACUACGAGAACUUCAACCCAAAACACCAUCAAAGUUGUAAAACAUUAUAUGGUUAUCUCCAGUAUUUGAUGAAAUGCAGAUGAUGUUCCACCGUGCCUCAAAAGUGUUCAUUAACAUUCAUAGAAAAUGUGGCAUCUGAUUUAUUAUAUUAAUUAAACAGUAGUGUUCUUUAUUGCGUAGAGACAAACAAUUUUUUACAAUUAAGACAAGAGAGUGACAAAAGUGAUAUUUAAAUCAUAAUGUUGCAAUUAAUUAUGCAAUAAAUUUUAGAAGAAAUAAAUAGGAUGGAUGGACACAGAUUUGAACACUGAUUUGAUCACUACAAAUAAUCAGUCAUGGUGUAAGUGUAAUGCUGGUAAUACAACUAAAUGUACACUUGUGGUUGUAAAUAUUCAUGAUUUAUGGAAGAGAAGUAAAGUCUUUAACA
Messenger RNA from Saccoglossus kowalevskii, 2074 nucleotides. RefSeq names its product sterol carrier protein 2. Gene Ontology annotation, molecular function: acyltransferase activity, transferring groups other than amino-acyl groups. NCBI's taxonomy places the organism in Eukaryota, Metazoa, Hemichordata, Enteropneusta, Harrimaniidae. The record is from RefSeq and is a predicted model, not a curated record.